ACGGGAGUCCGCAGCCGGCGUAGGUUCAGUUAGCAGCAGGACGCACAGCGAGAAGCACGAACAUGGCUGAUAUCUCGAACGAAGAACUUCGUAAGGAAAUCACCGCUAUCCUUAAGGAUGCGGAUCUCACUACUAUGUCUGCUAAAAAAGUGAGGCUACAGAUCGAGGGAAAGCUCGACAUCGAUCUUACUGAAAGGAAAAAAGAAGUGGACACUUUAGUCAUGGAAUGUUUACAAGAGAAACAAGACGGAGCCAAGAAGAAAAAGAAGACUGCUAGUGAAGAGUCCGAAGACGGUGAGGAGGAGGAGGAGGAGGGAUCCGAGGAAGAGGAGGAGGAGGAAGAAAAGAAGCCUGCGAAAAGAAGCCCGGCAAAAAAACCAGUAAAUAAACGUAAAAAGGGAUCGUCAGACGACGAAGAGAGUGCAAGCGAUGAUGACGCAAGCGAUGAAGAAUAUAGUCCCAAAAAAGCAAAAGCUACACCCAAAAAAGGCAAACCGGGUAAAAAAGGGAAGAAGAAGGGCAGCGACAGCGACAGUGACGAAGACUGGGGCAAGAACAAGAAAGCUCAGGGUGGUGGAGCGAAGAGAGGAGCGAGUGGAGGUAAAGGUAAAGGCGGUUAUACCCGUGCCAUCACAUUGUCUCCAGAACUUGCUGCCGUCGUUGGAGCCGAACAAAUGGCUCGACACGAAGUCGUGAAGAAGAUCUGGAGUAUUAUCAAAGAGAGAAAUCUUUAUGACCCUAAGAAUAAGCAGUACGCUAUCUGCGAUGACGAAUUGUUAAAAGUAAUUGGAGUAAAACGUUUCAGGACUUUUGGUAUGAUGAAAUACCUUAAAAACCACUUCAUAGAUUAAAUCAUCUUCGAGACACGAGUUAUAAACAUUGUAUAACAUAUUCCAAGGUGCAACGUGCAUCUCUCCAUCUUUCUCACACGAUACAUACAUAGAUAUACAAAACAUACAGACACAAACAUAUUUCUUGCGACUUAAGACUCUAGCCAUGUUUACACCAUUCCGACGAGUUCUGUUGUCCAUGGUAGCUGCUUUCUCCCUCCCAUUGAAUGUUCGUGGCAAGUAGCAUCUUGAUUUUAUGGGCAUUAUUCGAAGUGCGGCACGUCGUUGCUGCCCAAAACGUUUCACUUAAUGAUGACCCACAAGUAGAUCCGGUCACUGUCCGGAAAGCGGAAGAGCCGGUACCAUGGACGGGCGGGCAAUCUUACGACACGUGGAAACCAUUAGAAUGGCCGAUAGUCAAGCUGGUUUUAAGUCGAUUCAGGGUUAACUUUUUAUCAUUUACUUGCUUUAUGAAUGUCGUAAAUAGCUGUUUUCUCGCCGAUAUUAUGAAAAUGCAGAGUGCCGUCGUGGCAGUAACCUAGAGCAGUAACAAGAUAAGCUUCUCACUUUUUCGUUUUUAAGUACGAUCUAUUUUACAAUUAUGACUCUUUAAGAUUGAAUGAAAUUUCAAUGUCGUCGUGAUCUUUUGCUAAUGCGAUCUGCCUCCGAAACGUUACGAUAUUUUCGUUGCAUUUUUAAUGUUGAUUGAUUUUCGACAACGGAUGGCAAUAAAUUGGAGAGAGAAAGGGAGAGAAAACAUACGGUAAAAUGAAAUUUAGAGAAUGAUACAAAAACUGAACAUCCUGUACCUCUUCUGUAUAAUAGUUACAUUAUACACUGACAUUAUAACUAAGCGAAAUUUAAUUGUAUUAUCGUGUAAUUACUAAUUAAUUGUCGUAAUAUAGGUUUCUUGGUGUAAAAAAAUUGACCUAACUCUAAGACUUAAUGCUAAAAUAAUGUAUUCAGUGAAGGUAACGAAUGCAUAUUAAAAGUCACAAUAUGUGCAGCACUCGCACAGUGUUGAAUAGUAGAGAAUAAGGUAGGCUGAUGACGCGAGGUACGGAGUUUAAAUUCUGUUGGUGAGGAUAUUCAUACACCGUAUGAAAAAAAAAUUCGUGUAUUUUGAAUAUAAAUUAUAGGACUGCGCUGGCCUAAACUUGAUAGAAGCCACACGAAAAAUUAUGAGAGACAUUCGAAAACAGGGAAUAACAAUUUGUCUUUUAAAGGAAGUAAAGUGCGGAUUGUACCCUGAUCUACUCCGUGGAUGUAUCUGAGAAUUUCAUUAAACCAUAUUGCUUUUUUUUUUUAAAAAAAGACAAGAAACA
Ceratina calcarata is the source of this 2155-nucleotide messenger RNA. It is a transcript of the gene Non2, whose product is annotated as upstream activation factor subunit spp27 homolog Non2. The record is from RefSeq and is a predicted model, not a curated record. The coding region runs from base 63 to 851 and encodes 262 amino acids. The transcript has 5 exons. Lineage: Eukaryota; Metazoa; Arthropoda; Insecta; Hymenoptera; Apidae.